Molecule: messenger RNA, 1228 nt
Organism: Austrofundulus limnaeus
Lineage: Eukaryota; Metazoa; Chordata; Actinopteri; Cyprinodontiformes; Rivulidae
Gene: six9
Product: SIX homeobox 9
Exons: 4
Coding region: 90-776 (228 amino acids)
Biological process (GO): regulation of skeletal muscle cell proliferation; skeletal muscle fiber development; regulation of transcription by RNA polymerase II
Cellular component (GO): transcription regulator complex; nucleus
Molecular function (GO): RNA polymerase II cis-regulatory region sequence-specific DNA binding; DNA-binding transcription factor activity, RNA polymerase II-specific
Source: RefSeq, a predicted model, not a curated record
GAGGAGAUGGACGGAGACUCCAAGAUCCUCACUCAGCUGCAGUCCGUCCCUGUGGACGAUGAUCUGGGCCUUUAAAGUAGAGGGCUGCGAUGAUCUUCACAGCAGAGCAGGUCGUGUGCRUGUGCGAGGUCCUUCUGCAAGGUGGUUACAUGGAUCGACUCUGCAGCUUCCUCUCCACUCUCCCUCCUUCCUCCUCCUCUUCGUGCCUUUGGGAGCUGGAGAGUGUGUUGAAGGCUAAAGCUGCAGUGGCCUUUCACCAGGGGCGCUUCUCAGACCUCUACGCCCUACUGGAGGGCUUCCCCUUCUCCCCACGUAGCCACCCGUUCCUGCAGCAGCUCUGGCUGAGAGCCCACUACAUGGAGGCUGAGGGGCAGCGGGGUCGGCCCCUGGGAGCCGUGGGGAAGUAUCGUGUGAGGAGAAAGUUUCCUUUACCGCACACCAUCUGGGAUGGAGAGGAGACCAGUUACUGCUUUAAGGAGAAAUCUCGGAGUUUAUUGAGAGAGUGGUACCACCGGAAGCCUUAUCCGUCUACCCGGGAGAAGCGGGAACUCGCAGCCGCAACUGGCCUCACCUCCACCCAGGUCAGCAACUGGUUCAAGAACCGCCGACAGAGAGACCGAGCUAUGGACGUAACCAGAGGACCUUCAGGAGAAGCCUACCUCUCCUCUGACAACGAAGGCUCUCCACCUGGCAGCCCGCAUCCCCACCACCACCAGACACCUCCACCCCUCUGCCACCCACCUUUUCCUUUACACCACAUGUGUGGAGGCCAUUAGGUUGUCACUUCAUUGAUGACACACUGCUAUUUUUAUUAAAACAGAGUACCAAGACAUGACACCAAAACAAGACACACACACACAAAAAAAACAGUAAACAUGUUGCCAGUUUAAAUUUAUAAAGCCCUGCAGAUGAUCUACAUGUUGUAUUCACAUGUGACACAAUGACUUUUAAAACAAACCACUUAAUCUGUUUAAGGGAUUAUGCUGGUGAUUAUGUCCAUAUGUAAUGCAUCCUUUUCUUUACCUCCACCUCUAAAGAGAAAGAAAUAAAAUCAUUCACAGUAGACUUUAAACACUGUGUAAAAGCGUUUGUUAAACAUCGUGACGAUGUCCCUGGCACUGCAGCUGAUCACAAGUCUUCCUGUAAGAAAGUAAAGUGCAUCUUCAACAUGUUAACAGCGUGAACAAUUAUUAAGGCUAAGGUUUAUCUUCACGGAACCAACAGCAAA